Galleria mellonella (greater wax moth) is the source of this 6357-nucleotide messenger RNA. RefSeq lists its product as uncharacterized. Lineage: Eukaryota; Metazoa; Arthropoda; Insecta; Lepidoptera; Pyralidae. The transcript is spliced from 7 exons. The record is from RefSeq and is a predicted model, not a curated record. The coding region runs from base 302 to 3598 and encodes 1098 amino acids.
CUCUUGCUCAGUUAUGCGCGAGACGUCGAUGGGGUAGGACGUGUCGCCCUCGAACUAAAAGUGUCAAAAUUAAUCGCCGAGCGUUCGGAAACAGUGUUAUUUAUUGUGCAUAAUUAUUUUUGCGUGUUAUUAAUAAAGUUUGAAUGAAAAAAACAUUGUGUUCUGUGGACGAUGGACGAUUAAACGCUUUAUUCAGCGCACGGAUUCUGUAAAGGUACGCUCACCUUGCGUUGUUUGCACAAAAAUAGACAUGUGAAUCCGCAGCAUGAAGUGGCGGUAGUCGCAUCAAUGGCCUGACACGAUGUUCAGAACGGCGUCAGUCGAGGGCUCUGGGCCGAGGACGCCGCCCGCGUAUGCGCCCCAUCCCCCCUACGUCCCACCCCGCUUCUUCCCCCCACGGAUACGUCCACCACCCCCUCAAUACUGCUUCGAUGCAGCACGCUUCGCGUGCGACGCUUCGAAGCCUAGAUACUUGGAUGUCGAGCGAGAGCGAUUAGUGACGAGAUGGCUGGCAGAAGCAAACGAGGCGUUAGUUAGGCGAGAUAGGCCUCCCCGGUACAAGCCUCGGAGUAGCGAACGACGGCCAGAUUUCAUGCCAAGCGAUCUCCAGCGACGGCCGAACGCACCAGAAUGGGCCGACAAUUUUCUUCUAGGGCGUCGGAACGGUUCCGUCGAGCCAGAAGAUGAUAGUGAUGUGAUGACAUUAAAAGAGUUCGUGGACAAGUUUUCUUUACCUCGAGUAGUGAAAUUCGAGGGGGAGGAUAGGCCAGUGCUUCUGUACAGGGUGUUGGAAGCGCAUAGGAGAGUAGAGGCAGUGCCGCUAUCUGGGAAGAAGGGCAAGUUGGUUGGGAAGCCUCUGUAUAUACCGGAUUCUUAUGAUGGAUGGUUCUCAGCGUGUGGGUGCCGGGGCGGAGCGCUCGCGUCCCCUCGGGGCUCCAUAGCGGCCCUGCUCAGGGCGCGUGCCUUCGCCCUCGUGUCCCCGCGCGCCAUCUCCGCGUACCGGGCGAGGCCGGCUUCGGAAAGCGGGCGAGUGGGAGCACAGUACGAGCGGGCGGCGGCGAGGCCCGGCACGCCUCUGCGGCUGGCUGGCGUCUUCGCAGACGGCAGUAAGGCCAAAGCGCCUAAAUACGCGCAGCUGAUCGAUCCGCAGGGGAAUGAGCUCUUCGUGCCUAUCAAUACAAAGGGGGAGAUGUUCGAGGUAUGCCCGGAGGAGCUGUCGCCAGCGGAAUGGGAGGGAGCCGAGCCAACAUCGAGCCCGCCGCCCGAGGCCGGGGUGCGGGCGCACCGGCUUCCACAUUUGCUGAGCCUCUGGCGGCUGCCCACCAGGGUGCGGCUGUUAGCAGGCACCGUGCCGAUCGAGAUGGCACAUGAUGUUGGAGAUGAUCUUCUGUUACGGGCGGCAGUAACAGAACCAGUUUUAGUAAUGUGCACCCUCCCGGAGUACGGUUCGAUGCCGUCCAGUCCGAGUAAGCAGAUGGAUCCACGCUACCACGCGAAGGAUUCCCUUAGACUUCUUCCCCUCAAUAGCAACAUAAAAGUUCGCCGAACCCAGCUCGGAUUCGAGAAUGAGAAGCGAAUGUUCCUCUCCGCUCGUCUACAGAAGGCUCUUACUUUCUGUCAACUCAACGUUGAUAAUUGGAUUAGACAGAUCUCUUACGCGAACUCUACUGUUGUUAGCAAAGGGAAAACUGCCGAGGAUCUCAUUAAAGAAGACCAUGAGCCAGUAAAAUUCGAGAAGGAACGCAAAUUCACACUACAAGGCCUAAAGAUAGAUACGUCAAGACUCUUCGGGAAAAGCGAGAAAGUACUCAAAGAUAUACCAGACGAAACUGAGGGAUCUAUUAUAUUUUUAAGUAAAAACGAACUCGAACAUAUGAAUUACGACGUUUAUAGCGACGAUGAGGGUAAAGAUGAUAAACCGGAGGAGAAAAUUGAUCAAGAACAGUUUUCCAAUGAUAAAAUGCAUGUCUUUAGAGAGGACUCUGGACAGAAAAAGAACAAAUGGUUUAAAAACUUAAAACUCUUAAAAAGCACUGAGAAGUUGACAGAUGAAAAAAUAACGGCUAUUGAGAACAAUGAAAAAUUAACUGAUGUGAAAGAUCCGUUCGAUCCUCUGGGUGAAAAACACAGUUCAAUAGAGCGGUACCAAGAUAUGGCGAAACUUAUUGAAGAUAAAUUUGGUGCUUCCAGAAAACAAGAUGGAACAGCCGAAAAGAGUUACUCUUAUAAGAGUCUUACAACUUCUUCAUCGGAUAUGGGGACUAGUCAGUGUAGUUCCAAUCAUAAAAAACCUAUAUUGACAAAAUCGGUGUCGGUGCAAACAGGUAUGCCUGACAGUUCUUAUAAUACAGAAGAUAGUGGAAUCAAUAUGAAGCAUGGUCGCAAAAAUCUUAGUGUGGAUCAAAUAAACUAUUGCGGUUCUAUGGAAAGUGAUUCCAGUUCUGGUCGUAAAUUAAAGUCUUUAGACGAAAAUAUGCUCAAAAAGUCAUCAGCUACAAAAUCCUCUACGAAUCUCGAAAGGAGACAGAGGAUACAGCCUGACUUAAUUCCUGAAAAAGCUAUGGCUAAGUCAGAAUCAUAUAAUCAAAUACAAAGUUGUGAAGAUAUCAACAUGUUUGGAGUCGGAUCUCUAUACAAUGAUAGUGAUUUCGAAAUCAACUAUAAACAACAUUCGUUUAUUACGGAGAAAUUAUGUUCAGAAUUUCACGUUAAAACGAAGAGAGUGCUGAGUAAAUCUACAUCAAAUCUAUUGCAUCCUAAAAAAUGUAGUGAGAAAAAAGAAGGCAGUAACAGUAAUAGUAUGCCGACAAAAACAGAACGUUCAAGCGAUGGCGAGAAACUUGUUAAUUUUAGAAAAAAGAUUGAUAAGCCAAGAGCUCCUACACCUAAGUCUGAAAUAGAAGAAGAUAUAUCAGCAGUAGAUAUUUCAGAAGAAGAACCGCAAACUCAAGUAAAGAUCCGUAGGUCCAUUUCUUCAAUACAGAAACGAAAGCUUCCUGUAAUAGAAGAUUUACCUUAUGGACAGGUAGCUGAUGCUGUCGAAAUUGAAGAAGAAAAGGUCGAAUCGGAUGCCAGUUCUGACAAUAUUUAUGCUGAAAUAUGUACACCAAAUGGUAAUAAACUGAAUGAAGAAGAUAAUUAUGAUAAUAAUAUAGACGUACUAGCGAAUGACCCUGUGAUUUGUAAUGUGAAAAAAGAAGUAAUAAUAAGAAACGAUGAACGAGCGAGGCAGAUGAUAGAGAACCAAGAGAAUCCUUUUAGACAUAUAGAAGUUGUAGUAAUAGAGAAGACUACAGAUUUUGAUUUAGACAAUUCAAGCGUGACAUCCAGUGAACUAGACGACAUGGGAAGUAAAAAUGACGUAUCGAUAACAGUAGAUUCCUGGGAGCGCGAUAAAGUUAACCAUUCGGAUCAGAAAAUUCAUGCGAUAAGAUUAGAGAUAACUAGCAAUAUGGAUGAUUAUCCGAAUGAAAACGAAAGUCAAAGUUUAGAAAGGACAGAAGUCCGACUAAGUAAAGAUAAUUGUUUAAGCUUUAGUAACAGCAUCCAUUUGAAUGGUACAUAUCCCAACGAGGCCAUUUAUGAUACUUUAAAAUAGUUAGUUGAUAAAUUCACAGUACACUUUAGUCACAAAUUUGCAAUUCGAAUAUAGAGAAUUGUUUCGCAAAAUGUUUUACUACUAUUUUUUAUAUGUAAGCGAGAGAUGUAAGAAGUUAUGUUUUUAUAUCACAAUAUACUAUUUGAAAUGAUACCACAAUUAAUAUAAUAUUAUUUCACAAUGCGGCGGUAGUGAACACAUUGCAUAAAAUUUAUUACAUAUUUUAAUUCUCUUAAUAUAUUUAUCAUAUUAUAAAAAUCUUAUAGGCAGACAAUAACUGAUUUUGUUUGUCUUUUUCCAAAUAAACAUGCGAAUUAUACAUCAUGCACCUAUAAUUAAAUAUUUGCAAUGACAAAUAUUAUUCUUUGUAAAUUGUUUCUAUUCAAACAGGUUAUAACAUAUUUAUUCCUCUCUGAAAUAUAAAAUAAUGGGCUGAAAAUGCCCAUAAUAAAAAAAAAAAUAGAUUUUGUAUCAGACUAUGAUGUAAUCAUUUAUCUGGUCUACCCAACUUUCUGCCAUCAUUACUGUUCAUUUAUUAUGGUCCUAUAUGUUUUACAAUUAUUAUAACUAUUACAGGGUCUUGCAACCAUCACUUUAUCACUGGAAGGAUUCAUAUAAAUAAUAAUUUUAUUUUAAACUUAUCGCUCAGCUUUCAUAAACUGCCACAUCAAGUCAGACAAAUUCCUAUUUCAGCUAGUACGUCCUAAAACUUUUAUAAUAAAUAAACCUAUAUGUUAAUGCCUAUAUACAUACAUACAUUAAAAAUGUCAUUGCAAAAAUCCUUUAAGGCCUGCGCAAACGAUGGACAUAUUGUAUGCGUACAAAAUGUCUCUCGUAUGCACAGACCAUUAAAUUUAACAGAUACGUAUAUCUCAUUUAUAGUAUUCUGUUAAUUUGAAAAUUAUCACUACCAGCCUGUUUAUUAACCAUUAAUUACUUAUAAUAUUAAUUGACACAAAGUGUACUUACCUAUUAUGUAAAAAAUCACAAUUUAAUUAUUUUAUGGCAUUAUUUACUAAUUUUAUGGCACCUACUAAUUUAUAUUUACUUGAUAUUAUUAUACAAUGUCAUGCGACCAAAAUCCAAAAAAAAGCUAUUUAAAGUGGUAAAUAAUUCAGAGAACUUUAGCAAUAUGAAGACGAUGCAUCAGACAAAAAUUAAAAAAAAGAAUUAGUUACAAAACGAACGUACCAUUUUUAUGCAUAUUGAUAUUAAACUGAGAGAGGAUAGUAGUCAAUUUGCUGACGAGCCACCCUAGAAAAGCAGCGAUUUAAUCAGUAGAUAUGUUUUUGUCAUGAGAGGAAACAUGACGUCAAAGCUACUAUCUUGUUCUUUUUGAAUCACAUGUUAAUGACAAUAAUAUGUAUUUAUUGAUACAUUCAUUUAUCAUUUGUUUAAGGGAACUGGAAAGAAUAAUAUGUAAAAAAAAAAUAUAUUGGAGUUGGUCUUUGGAGUUAUUAAAAUUAAAUAUGAGCUUUACGGACUAAACCACUAAUUACAGUUUAUACUUAAAAAAAAUAAUAUACACAGCGCAAUCUAGUAAAAACAGAAGUACUACUAUUUUAGUAUCUAUUACUUACUAGAUGGCGCUGUUAUUAUAAAUUAAAUAUGACAAAAAAAUAACUAAGCGACAUAAUUCCAAUAUGAAUAUAAAAUAUCUGGUUAACGAUAUUUAUGUUAUCUAAUAUAUAAUAUAAUAAUGUGCUCGCUAUUUUUUAUAUACGGUAAAAUAAACAUUACAAGGUUUUAUAAAUGGAUUUUGGUCGCCUAAGUGAUUUCACAACAUCGAAAAUUAUUAUACCCUAAACACAAAGUCAAAUGUACCUAUAGGCAAUAUAGAUGAGAAAAAAUGUAAUUUGACAUAAGAUGAAAGUACUAGUGUACUCUGUAUUAUUAUUUUUUAUAACUGCAAAAAAUAGAAAUUAAAAAAAUAAAAUCUUUUAAAACCUAUUUAACUGGCGCAACGAAUGUUACUAAAAUCAAACUACAAUUACAGUAAUAUAGACUAAUUUGUAUAAAAUUCAUAACCAUAGAAUUCAAAUUUGGAAUUCUACAUUACAUACACUUACUUUUUAAUUUCGACUUUCUACAUUGCUGCCAUCUAUUAUUUGAACAAUUGCAGUGUACUUUUACACUUUUUGUAAACAUUUUAACACGAAUUUUUUAAACGUUUGUGUACGGGGUAUUUUAGUCACUAAUUUCAUUAUUAAAAUUGGUGCUACAUAUAUAAGGUUAGUUGUAAUAGGUUACAAUAAGACGCGUCCAGUCAUAUUAUUCAUGAAGUUGGCCAAUUUACUCUAAGAAGCAUAACUGAAAUGAUUUUUGAACUUUUUAUAAAGCACUCACAUGAUUAAUUUAAUUAAAUGGUUAAUGGUUCUCGGGGCAAGUUAUUCAGUUUCCAAUAGUCUUGGCGAAAGUUGUUCAGUAUUUAUUAUUCUUGGGGCAAGUUAUUCAGUGUCUCUAAUAAUUGGGGUAAGUUGUUCAGUUUCUAUGAUUCUUGGGGCAAGUUGUUCAGUUUCAUGAAUACCUUAACUGGAGUUUAGUUUGGUGUACCCAUUACGACUAAUUCUGUACUAUAAUAGGUGCUCAAAUAUUAUAUAAUUUGUUAUUAAGGCACAUAUCACAUGACAAUUUGUAAAUUGAGUGUACCAUAUAGGUUUAAUGUUGUAUUGUAAAAUAUAAAUCAGUUAAGUCUGACAAUAUUGGUCGUGUAAAAUUAAUGUUACAGAUUUGUCAACAAAAAUAUACGAAUUAUCGAA